This is a messenger RNA of Tachysurus vachellii, 1163 nucleotides long. It is a transcript of the gene birc7, whose product is annotated as baculoviral IAP repeat containing 7. Bases 183 to 1163 code for a protein of 326 amino acids. Gene Ontology annotation, cellular component: cytoplasm; nucleus. The record is from RefSeq and is a predicted model, not a curated record. Gene Ontology annotation, molecular function: ubiquitin protein ligase activity; cysteine-type endopeptidase inhibitor activity involved in apoptotic process. NCBI's taxonomy places the organism in Eukaryota, Metazoa, Chordata, Actinopteri, Siluriformes, Bagridae. Gene Ontology annotation, biological process: negative regulation of apoptotic process; regulation of cell cycle; positive regulation of protein ubiquitination. The transcript is spliced from 8 exons.
CCUUCUAUAUGGGACGCGAGCUAUGUGCUUCGUGCGAAAGUGUGUAACGGCGAUGGAAACUGAAUGAACAGAGAGGAGGGAAGAAGGAGCACUUUUGACAACUUGCUGCUAAACACUUCAGAUAGAUCUGCUGAGCUUGUACGUCCUGCUGAGCUGGUGUUUACGUCCUGGGACCAGGAGAUAUGGUGCGCUGCUUUCGCUUUAGCACGACACUGAGGCACUGGGCACUCGAAGACAGUCCGCCUGGCGAGAACCGGCGCCACUUAUUUGUAUGCGAAUUCGUUCCGAGGAGGGUCACGAGCGAUGGUCCGAGCGCCCGGGCAUUGUCGGAUUCGGUGGAUGGCCAGCUGUUGAGCCAGCUGCAGCGCAUGGGUGCGAGCGAGCCGGUGACAACAGGGCAAGCUGCUUAUCCAGAGAUGGAGGACGAGAAUAUUCGCCUCAGUACGUUCAGCACCUGGCCCACGAGAUCCUCCAUCCGACCCGAUACACUGGCGCGCGCUGGCUUCUUUUACACAGGUCAUAGUGAUAAUGUGAAGUGUUUCUUCUGCGAUGGUAGUUUGCGGAACUGGGAGCCUGGAGAUGAUCCAUGGCAGGAGCAUGCCAGGUGGUUCCCACGAUGUGAGUUUUUGAUCCAGUCAAGAGGACAAGAGUACAUCAGCAAUGUACAGCAGUCAUUCUUCAACUUGUCAGAGCUUGCAAGUGAAUCACAGAUUUCAACUGAAAGAAAUAUUACCACUGGACAUGAUGUGCUAAGUGGUGAGAGUGCCCCAGCAGCAACCAUGUUCUCACCGGUGGUGCAGGCAGUGCUGCAGAUGGGUUUUGACCAACCACUAGUUGAGAGCCUGGUUCAGUCCCACUUCUUGCUCACCGGCUACCAUUACAUUUCUGUCUCCGAAUUGGUGGCUGACAUCCUGCAGGCUGAAGAGGAGGGGAGGCAGGGCAGUGAUAAUAACACAGAGCCUGAGGUGAGGCAGAGCAGCAGUACCAAUGGAAUAAAACAGCAGACCUCACUUGGGGAGAAAGUUUUGGUGACCGUGAGUUCUGAGGAACAGCUGAAAAAGCUACAAGAGGAACGAACCUGCAAACGGCGCACCAACGUGGUGCUCCACCCCAGAACCCCCAGAACACACUGCCCUCCUGUGCGCAUGCCCACACGCCAUUAA